Molecule: messenger RNA, 1308 nt
Organism: Brenthis ino (lesser marbled fritillary)
Lineage: Eukaryota; Metazoa; Arthropoda; Insecta; Lepidoptera; Nymphalidae
Source: the annotation of a GenBank genome assembly
AUGAGACGCGUAUUAGGAAAUGCUAAAGUACCUGUUCUUUCCUUAGAUCAUAAUGUCAAUGUAAAUGCUACCACUACCAAAGAUUCUUUAAAGUUCCUUCCAUUUAUAAUGUUGAUCAAUCCAAAGAAAGACACCAGCGAGUAUUGGCGGGAAACUGAAAUACUAUCGCUUGUGAAGAACAACGAUGUUAACAUAGACUAUGAGAAAUGUGAGAAAAGUCCGGAGAAAGGCUUAGUGCAUUUCCCUAGCACACGCACUGUGCGACCGAUCUGUAGAACCACUUAUGACUAUCAACUAUGUCCUCAGUGCCCGCGCUUCAAUAAUUAUACCGAAUGCGAAUUGUUCCGUGAUUCUUGUACAGAACGAAAGGUGCUACCUUCAGAAUAUCGCACGUACUGCGAUAAAAAGUAUGGCAAGUGGCGCACUAUGUUCAUACCGGCGGACUUUAAGAGCUGUCGAUGUUGCGACGAAUGCGUGUUUUAUAGAGAUUUCAGGGCCGGCUGUAAUCCAUACUGGGGUCACCCUGAACAAGAAAAAAGAGCACUUCGCUGUGAUAAGAUUUUACGACGGUUUGAUCUAGAAUCACCGUUGAUCAGUCAGGAGGUGGAUGGUGAAUGUUUUCAACGGCUUAUAGUAAAAGAUAUCAAGUUUAGCCGUCUUGAAUUAAACCAAAAGUGCGCAGAGUUUAAGAAAACAAUUCACUACGUCAAUGGGACUAAAGAGAUCGAGGUUGAAGAAGAGUUUUUAGAGCCAGGUUGUGAUGAUGGCUUGGUCUGCAGACAAGGUAUUUGUCAGGAUAUACACGCUGUCCCAGCGCCCGCUGGUAUGAGGAGAAAACGGGAUGAAGGAAUAUUAGAGGCGUAUGAGCCAUGCAAGCGAGAGUUGAAGUAUUUUAAAAAGAAAUAUGGCAAAGACGGCCAUCUUCACUACAACGCCCCUCAAUGCACUCCACUAUGGCUUUAUGCUCCAGUACAGAAGGACAUUUGUAUUAGUCGUCAUAUGUUUGUAUCACAGUGUCGAAGAUUUGUUUGCUACUGCGCUCUGGAAGAUGGUACUUUUAUUCAAGGCAUCAAAGUUCCGAGAGUUGAGGUGUCCAAUAUGAACUGCGAUUGUGUGCGUGAAAAAUGUCGGACUGGUUUGGACAUCGAGUGCGAUGGGUAUGGCAAUUAUAAGCAGGCGAUAUUCGCAUCGCACGAUUACGAGCGGCAGAGAAUCGAGAACCUUCAACAGGGACAAACGUCACCUGCUAGCGAUCUAAAACUUAAAAGAACAGGGUUUGAAGCAGCGCUGCCCACACAAUCUAUGUUA